CCAAAACAGAGGAUACCAAAAGAGCACGGAAGAGUUUCAUCAUGGCGCCCGGGAAGCUCAGGAAACCGCAGCAAAAAGACAAGACGCUGAAGCGCAAGCGCGGACAGGAAGAGCUGUCGUCGCUUGUCUCACGGGUCGAACAACUCGACAUCAAGGAAUCGUUCAAGACCUUCUCCGAUCUCCCUCUCUCUGAACCUACGGCCUCCGGAUUGACUGCUUCGCAUUACAAGACGCUUACGGAUAUCCAAUCUCGUGCGAUUACCCAUGCGCUCAAGGGUCGGGAUAUUCUAGGUGCCGCGAAAACCGGUAGUGGCAAGACGCUUGCGUUCCUCGUCCCCGUUCUCGAGAACCUUUAUCGCAAGAAGUGGACGGAUUACGAUGGAUUGGGCGCGUUGAUUCUGUCGCCGACUCGCGAACUGGCGAUUCAGAUUUUCGAGGUCCUUCGCAAGGUCGGGCGGUUCCAUGCGUUUUCGGCGGGUUUGGUUAUUGGAGGGAAAAGUUUGCGGGAGGAACAGGAGCGGUUGGGACGGAUGAAUAUUCUUGUUUGCACACCGGGUCGGAUGUUGCAGCAUUUGGAUCAGACGGCGCUGUUUGAUACUUUCAAUCUGCAGAUGCUGGUUAUGGAUGAGGCGGAUCGUAUUUUGGAUAUGGGAUUCCAGCGCACGGUGGACGCGAUUAUCGAACAUAUCCCCAAGGAGCGACAGACCAUGCUUUUCAGUGCGACGCAGACGAGAAAGGUUUCGGAUCUGGCCCGUUUGAGUCUCCAGGAUCCUGAAUAUGUGGCUGUCCAUGAGGCAGCUUCUUCCGCUACGCCCUCGACGCUUCAGCAACACUACGUCAUCACCCCUCUUCCGCAGAAGCUGGAUGUUCUGUGGAGUUUUAUCCGGAGUAAUUUGAAAACAAAGACGAUUGUGUUCAUGUCGGCAGGGAAACAGGUGCGGUUUGUCUACGAGGCUUUCCGGCAUCUGCAGCCUGGUGUUCCGUUGAUGCAUCUUCACGGGCGGCAGAAACAGGGAGGGCGAAUGGAUAUCAUGACCAAGUUUGCGCAAGCGCAGGAGGCUGUUUUGUUUGCUACGGAUAUUGCAGCGCGUGGGUUGGAUUUCCCAGCUGUGGAUUGGGUCAUCCAGUUGGAUUGCCCGGAAGAUUCUGAUACGUAUAUCCACCGUGUUGGACGGACGGCACGGUACGAGCGCGAUGGUCGUGCUGUUAUUUUCUUGGAGCCCAGUGAGGAAGCGGGCAUGUUGAAGCGCCUCGAGCAGAAGAAGGUCAAGGUCGAACGGAUCAACGUCAAAGCCAACAAGCAACAGAGCAUCAAGGAUCAACUACAAAACAUGUGCUUCAAGGAUCCAGAGUUGAAAUACCUGGGACAAAAGGCGUUUAUCGCUUACGUGAAGUCGAUCCACCUACAGAAAGACAAGGAAGUGUUCAAGCUAAAGGAGCUUCCGCUGGAUGAAUUUGCAGGCAGUAUGGGUCUACCCGGAGCACCGCGUAUCAAGUUCAUCAAGGGAGACGACACCAAGGACCGCAAGAACGCCCCACGAGGCCUCAACCACCUAUCGAGCGACGAGAGCUCCGAAGACGAGAGCGGAGAGAAGAAGCAGAAGAAGAAGGACGAACAGCAGGUCCGCACCAAGUACGACCGGAUGUUCGAGCGACGCAACCAGGACGUUCUGGCGGGUCACUACUCGAGACUCAUCAACGACGACGGCACGGUUGUUGGUGAGAAGUCUGCUACCACUGACGCCGAUGAAGACGACGAUUUCCUUUCCGUCAAGCGCCGCUUCGAAGCCGGCGACAAGGACCUGGACGUUGGUUCCGACGAGGAGGAAGAAGAAGGAGGAGGAGAAGGCAAAGACGUCAAGGUGGUCAACGUCGACGGCCGCGACGACAAUCCCCUCGUCAUCGACUCGAAACGCCGCGAAAAACUCCUCCAAUCCAAGAAGAAACUCCUCAAAUUCAAGGGCAAGGGCACGAAACUCGUCUACGACGACGAAGGCAACGCGCACGAACUCUACGAAAUGGAAGACGAGAAGGACUUCCAGGCCCGCGGCGCCGCCAAGGACCAAAUGGCCAAGUUCCUUGCGGAGGAGGCAGAGCGCACACAACAGGCAGAUGUCCAGGACAAGGCACUGGCCAAGCAGAAGAAGCGCGAGAAGAAGGAGAAGCGCAAGGCUCGCGAGCGCGAACUCGAGGCGGAGGAAAUGGGUGUCGAGACUGGUGGGGAGCUGCCCUUCGUUGGACCCAUGGAAGACCUCGGUGGCUACAGCGACGACGACAGAGAUCAGGACGUACAGGAAGAAAAGGAGAAGCGACCAAGCAAGAAACGCGUGCAGUUUGCCGAAUCCGAGAGCGAGGAAGAGGAAGAGCCUCGACCCAAGAAGAGCAAGAAGUCCGACAAGAAGGUGGAGCCAGAAAAGGUCCAGACACUGGAGGAUUUGGAAGCGCUUGCCAGUGGAUUGCUUGGGUGAUUUGUGGUGUAUAUUGUGUUUUGUGGUGGGUUUCUUCGUAUACUUUGUUCAUGUCGAUGUCGAAUGUUUUCUAUCUGUUCGAGCGAAAAAGGGUACCUCAGCAUUGAUUGUUUUAUAGCAUUGUACAUAGAUAAAAUAAUUCGUUUACACAUUUCAUCAAGUUCAAUUCUCAGAAAAAUGAUAACCA
Molecule: messenger RNA, 2655 nt
Organism: Aspergillus glaucus CBS 516.65
Lineage: Eukaryota; Fungi; Ascomycota; Eurotiomycetes; Eurotiales; Aspergillaceae
Gene: dbp4
Product: RNA-dependent ATPase HCA4
Exons: 1
Coding region: 42-2468 (808 amino acids)
Biological process (GO): rRNA processing
Cellular component (GO): nucleus
Molecular function (GO): ATP binding; nucleic acid binding; RNA helicase activity
Source: RefSeq, a predicted model, not a curated record